AUGGACUACACCACCAGUAGCUUACCGCUGCACCAGGUGCACAAGCCCCCUUUCACAGUCGAGGCGCCCGGCUACCCAAAGGUCACUGGGGAGACUGUUCCCCGCCGCCACGCCAAAUACAAAGAUGGACUCUUGAGCUCGCCCGCCGAAGGCGUUCACACCGUCUUCGACAUUAUCUGCCGUAGCGCCCGUCUGUAUCCCAACAACCGCGCCGUCGGCUACCGCAAGCUCAUCAAGCUCCAUGUGGAGACCCAUAAGGUCCAAAAGCACGUCGAUGGCAAGCUGCAGACGGUCAACAAGGAAUGGCAGUUCCUGGAACUCACACCGUAUUCCUUCAUCACCUACAAGGACUAUAAGAAACUCAUCAUCGAGCU
Molecule: messenger RNA, 374 nt
Organism: Emericellopsis cladophorae
Lineage: Eukaryota; Fungi; Ascomycota; Sordariomycetes; Hypocreales; Bionectriaceae
Product: Long-chain-fatty-acid--CoA ligase 1
Exons: 1
Source: RefSeq, a predicted model, not a curated record